This is a messenger RNA of Orcinus orca (killer whale), 3515 nucleotides long. Its product is annotated as protein piccolo-like. Gene Ontology annotation, molecular function: structural constituent of presynaptic active zone; metal ion binding. The transcript has 3 exons. The record is from RefSeq and is a predicted model, not a curated record. Gene Ontology annotation, biological process: protein localization to synapse; presynaptic active zone assembly. NCBI's taxonomy places the organism in Eukaryota, Metazoa, Chordata, Mammalia, Artiodactyla, Delphinidae. Bases 237 to 3515 code for a protein of 1092 amino acids. Gene Ontology annotation, cellular component: glutamatergic synapse; cytoskeleton of presynaptic active zone; GABA-ergic synapse.
UGAGGCGGCGUCGGGAGUUGUCUUCCGCAAAGGUUGCCUGGCGUUGUCCAACAUGGAGGAGUCACUGGCCUCGGUCAUCACCUGCAAGAGGGACUAAUCUCCGCCUGGUGUUCAGGGACUUCGCCGCCCGCACGCCCGGCGGCAGCCCCCGUCUCCGGUUGCUCCUGCGGCCACGGGCUUCCCGGCGGGGAGGCAGCACAAGGAGGGAGCGCGGUGGCCCCGAGUUUCCCUAAGCCAUGGGCAACGAGGCGAGCUUGGAAGGGGAAGGGCUCCCUGAAGGGCUGGCGGCGGCAGUAGCAGCUGCCGGAGAAGGGGCUGGCGGGGCGGGGAGCCCCUUGCACACCGUGACUCCGGCCGGCAUGGAGGCGGAUCUGAGCCAGCUGAGCGAAGAGGAGAGGAGACAGAUCGCUGCUGUCAUGUCAAGGGCGCAGGGGCUGCCCAAGGGAAGCAUUCCUCCGGCCUCUGCGGAGCCGCCUUCCAUGCACAGGAAACAAGAGUUGGAUAGUAGUCAACCUCCAAAGCAGCCAGGAAAACCGCCGGACCCAGGGCGUCCAGUUCAGCCUGGUCUCAGUAAAAGUAGAACUACAGACACUCUGAGGUCGGAGCAGAAAUUGCCUGGAAGGAGUCCUUCCACUAUUAGCUUGAAAGAAUCGAAAUCCAGAACUGAUUUUAAGGAAGAGCACAAGUCUAGUAUGAUGCCUGGCUUCCUCUCAGAGGUUAAUCCUUUAAGUGCUGUCUCCUCUGUUGUAAAUAAAUUCAGUCCUUUUGAUUUGAUAUCAGACCCUGAUGCCUCCCAGGAAGAAGCCUCCAAGAAACAAAAAAUGUCUCAGAAGGAACAAGGAAAACCUGAAGGAAUCACAAAGCCUCCAUCACAACAACAGUCACCCAAGCCAGUUCCUAAGCAGCCAGGACCUGUGAGGGCCCUGCUUCAGCAGGACGGUUCUCCCAAAUCAGUAUCUCCUCAGCAGCCUCCAGAAACAGGAAAGCCAACUCAGGGCCUCACCCAGGCUCCUCAGACAGACCAGGCAAAAUUGCCACUUCAAAGAGAUGCAGCCAGGCCUCAGACUAAACAGACAGAUACAGUAAGGGGAGAGUCAGUUAAACCCUCACUGCAAAGCCCAUCCAAGCCACCUAUUCACCAAGUAAGUCCUGGAAAGCCUCCAGCCCAGCAGCCUGGACCUGGAAAACUUUCCACACCACAGCCUGGGCCUGCAAAGCCCUCAGCUCAGCAGCCAGGGCCAACGAAGGCCCUAGCUCAACAGCCAGGGACCCCAAAGACCCCGGCCCAGCCACCAGGAACAGCAAAGCCUGCAGCUCAGCAGCCUGGGCCAAAGGCUCCAGCUCAGCCUCCUGGGCCCGCAAAGACUCCAGCUCAGCCUCCUGGGCCCGCAAAGACUCCGGCUCAGCCUCCUGGGCCCGCAAAGACUCCGGCUCAGCCUCCUGGGCCCGCAAAGACUCCGGCUCAGCCUCCUGGGCCCGCAAAGACUCCGGCUCAGCCUCCUGGGCCCGCAAAGACUCCGGCUCAGCCUCCUGGGCCCGCAAAGACUCCGGCUCAGCCUCCUGGGCCCGCAAAGACUCCGGCUCAGCCUCCUGGGCCCGCAAAGACUCCGGCUCAGCCUCCUGGGCCUGCAAAGGCUCCGGCUCAGCCUCCUGGGCCUGCAAAGACUCCAGCUCAGCAGGUUGGGCCAGCGAAACCUCAGGUCCAGCAGCCUGGGCCAGGCAAGACUUCAGCUCAACAGCCUGGCCCAAUGAAGCCUCCUCCUCAGCAGCCUGGCCCAGCAAAGCCCCCUCCUCAACAAUCUACAAAACCUGUAAGCCAAACAGGGAAACCUCUGCAGCCACAAACUUUUCCAUCUGCAGCACAGACUCCAGUACAAGGCCUCCCCAAAACCAUCUGUCCUCUUUGCAAUACCACUGAACUUCUGUUGAAUGUUCCAGAAAAGGCCAAUUUUAACACAUGCACUGAGUGUCAAACCACUGUUUGUAGCCUCUGUGGUUUUAACCCCAAUCCUCAUUUAACCGAGAUAAAAGAGUGGCUCUGUUUAAACUGUCAGAUGCAGAGAGCUCUAGGAGGUGACCUGGCUCCAGUUCCAUCAUCACCCCAGCCCAAACCGAAGACCGCCCCUGUUCCUACAUCAGCAGUGAGCAAGCCAACCCCACAGUCACAGCAGAUUUCUCCAAAGAAAGAUACUACACCCAAACAGGAUGUCUCAAAGGCACCUGAGUCUAAAAAGCCCCCACCACUAGUGAAACAGCCAACCCUUCGUGGCUCCCUCCCAGUCACAGCCCAGCAGCCUCCCGUGGCAGAGUCCUCCUCCAAGCCGGCCCCUCCCAAAGAGCCUUCCGUCCCAUCUGAACAGGCCAAGGUCUCCGUGGCUGAUGAUAAACCAAAGCAGCCCAAGACAGAAAAGCCAGCCACGGACGUUGUGUCUUCAUUGUCAACAGCAGCAAAACCGGAUGUUCCAAGCUCCAAAGUACCAUCACAGGAUCAAGAGAAAGCAAUUCCUGCUGUAAAACCAGACUCUGCCAAACCCUCACAGAGUUUUCCACCCACAGGAGAAAAAGUCACCCCAUUCGAUUCUAAAGUCAUCCCUCGACCUGCAUCAGAUUCAAAACUUAUUUCACAUCCUGGGCCUAGUUCAGAGAGCAAAGGUCAAAAACAAGUUGAUUCAAUUCAGAAGAAGGACGAACCCAAGAAAGCACAAACCAGAAUGAGUCCUAAGCCAGAUGCCAAGCCUAUGCCAAAAGGGGCACCAACACCCCAAGGUCCACGACCUUCCGCUGGCCAAACUGCCCCCCCAUCUCCACAGCCCCCGAAACCUCAGGAGCAGUCGAGACGUUUUAGUCUGAAUCUGGGAAGUAUUUCUGACGUCCCUAAAUCACAGCCCACAACUCCUCAAGAAACAGUGACUGGGAAACUCUUUGGGUUUGGAGCAUCCAUUUUCAGCCAGGCAUCGAAUCUCAUCUCCACAGCAGGCCAGCCUGGGUCUCAUUCACAGGGUGGGCCAGCAGCCCCGACAAAACAACUCCCUCCUUCACAGCCACCUGCUUCUCAGGGGCCACCCAAAUCCACAGCACCACCUGCACCUGCAAAGGCUAUCCCUGUGAAAAAGGAAACCAAAGCUCUAGUAGCUGAAAAAUUAGAGCCCAAAGCUGAACAAGUUUCAACAGUAAAAAGAACAGAAACGGAAAAGAAGCCUCUGCCCACUAAGGACAGCAAACCUUCAACAGCCGAGCCUCAAAAGGCUGCUCUUCCCCCCAGACUGGAGGAAGUCCCCAAACCAGAAUCAGCCUGUCCUCUCUGCAAAACUAAACUCAACAUAGGUUCUCAGGAUCCUCCUAACUACAAUACUUGCACUGAAUGCAAGAAAGAAGUGUGUAACCUCUGUGGAUUUAACCCUACACCACACUUGACUGAGGUAAGCAGUAUUUGUAUCACAUAUGAAUGUGAGUAUAUCGUGUUUAUUCUGAAAUAUUUUGGUGGCCAAGUUUCUGAGCAAAAAAUACAUUUUUAA